AUGAAUGACGCAAUUUCAGUCAGGCCCAUUGAAGGCCGCCAACGUCCCAAUCAUUUUCAUCGUUGGUGGACCCGGUUCCGGAAAGGGAACUCAAUGCGACAAGAUUGUCGCAAAUACGGCCUCUCCCACUUGUCAUCGGGAGAUCUUUUGAGAGAUGAGGUCAAGUCCGGCUCGCCCCGUGGUUCCGAACUCACCGCCAUCAUGGAGGCCGGACAGCUAGUCCCAUUGGAAGUCGUCUUGGACUUGGUUAAAGAAGCUAUGUUGAAGAAGGUAGCUCAAGGAACAAAAGGCUUCUUGAUUGACGGAUAUCCACGAGAAGUUGCUCAAGGAAUUCAAUUCGAGGGAGAGAUCCAAGAAGCCCAACUUGUCGUCUUCUUUGACGUGUGUGAGGACACUUUGGUGAAGAGGUUGCUUGGACGCGCCAUCACCAGUGGCCGAGCUGACGAUAACAUUGACACGAUCAAGUUGAGACUUCACACCUUCAUCAACUCGACCGCCCCUGUUGUCGACCACUACGAGAAGCAAGGAAAACUUGUCAGAAUCCCAGCUGAGGGCUCGGUCGAUGACAUCUUUGCCGAGGUGUGCAAAGCCCUUGACAAGUGCGUGAAACAC
This is a messenger RNA of Mesorhabditis belari, 612 nucleotides long. The record is from the annotation of a GenBank genome assembly. Lineage: Eukaryota; Metazoa; Nematoda; Chromadorea; Rhabditida; Rhabditidae.